This is a messenger RNA of Coprinopsis cinerea okayama7#130, 1404 nucleotides long. RefSeq lists its product as hypothetical. NCBI's taxonomy places the organism in Eukaryota, Fungi, Basidiomycota, Agaricomycetes, Agaricales, Psathyrellaceae. The record is from RefSeq and is a predicted model, not a curated record. Bases 187 to 1404 code for a protein of 405 amino acids. The transcript is spliced from 3 exons.
GUUUCCAUUCAUUUUGAUUCCUUUUCCCUACUACUAGCUUCUUUUCAUAUCUGCCGCGUAACGCAGGUCGUCGUCGUCGUCGCUUACAACCACCACCAACGCUUCUUCGGUAUACCCGACCGUGACGGCCACGCUUGCUGUGCUCAUCGUCGCCUCUUGUUCGCUCUCUUCCCAACGCUGACCUCGAUGGCUGCUGAAUCCCCCAGCAAUGCUCUAAACGACGCCAAAGAACCAGAGGGAGUCGAGAAGAACAAUAACGACAAUGGGGCAAGUCGAGACUCGGAUACGGGUGAACAAGAUGACCAACCGUGCGCAGUAGCUGGUGGCCCCAUCGCCGACGCCGAAUCUGUAUGUUCCCCCACUUUAUUGUCGACUGUGCCUGGAGGCGAAGUCGAGCCAGCGCCACAAAGCGUCUCCGAGGAGCCUGCAGGUCCUGAAGAACCGGUCGAGAUUGGCGAUAUUGGCGAUGCUGCAGGGUCUGUACCCGAGCCACUGCCCACAUCCGAGGAGAAGGAGUCUGUGAGCCAGGAAAUGCCGGAAUCUUCGCCCUCCUCGAGUUCUCAAGACCAGGUCGAGACGCUCGCCUCGACGUCCUGUGUGACUCUGGAAGACCAAAAGCCCACAGACGCGCCAGCACCGGAAUCCGCGUCCUCCCCACCGCCUCUCCCGGACAUGCAGACAACAGUCGCCCAAGCAGUCGCCGCUUUCAGACCUUCACCGCGCGAUGUUAUUUCGGGCAUUGCUCCUCACCUUUUCGACGAGCGACGAAGAAGAGCGAACCAGCCUCGACGUUCGUCCGUUCCGACGAUCUAUUUAUACAAAAGAAGGCCUAAAGCUUCGCCGCUACGCAAGUGUGUGGUCAUUCAUUCGUCACUCGACGCGGAUUGGGAUGCUUGGGAAAAGGAAAGCAAAGAGAGAAUCGCACGGGCUGUUCCUAGGGGUAUGCGAGGGAUGGAGAUUUACUUCUCCAAACGUGGUAGCAGCUCCAGCAAAGCCUCGUCCUCAUCCAACAAUCUCUUGACUUCGCCUCAUCGUGCUUCAAUCAUCGAUAUCAACCUUGGCGUCGGGUUCAAAUCCCCUCUUGCCCCUUCUCCCAAGAUCGUUACCCGCUCGAGAUCGAGCUCGAGAAGGAGGGCUGGAGAACACAGUCGGUCGACUUCUGAUUCGUCCCAUUCGAGCUUGGAAGAUGGGAGCUCGAACGAGAGUUCGCCUUCGUCCUCGAGCGAGGAUAUCUCGAUUAGCGGCGGGAGGAAAGAGUCGAGCAGUUUCCCUUGGCAUAAACUCAAGUUGAGGCCAAAACUCGGAAAGGAAGGGCGCGCGUUCAGCUUCAGAAAAUUGAUGGUCAAAAUCAAACCUGCUCGGACUGGUACCACGGCCACGGAGAACGCGACGAACCUUCAGUAA